Teleopsis dalmanni is the source of this 1275-nucleotide messenger RNA. RefSeq names its product Kv channel-interacting protein 1. The record is from RefSeq and is a predicted model, not a curated record. The transcript is spliced from 6 exons. NCBI's taxonomy places the organism in Eukaryota, Metazoa, Arthropoda, Insecta, Diptera, Diopsidae. The coding region runs from base 580 to 1200 and encodes 206 amino acids. Gene Ontology annotation, molecular function: calcium ion binding.
CAACAACAACAACAACAACAACAACAACAACAAAAAUAACCUACCAACUGCGAAGGGGCUACGGCUACAGCUACGACCACGACCACGACCACGACGACUACGACUUCAACUAACGAAAAACAACAACGCGACGGAAAAGAAGGUGCUUAGAGCUCAACGUACAACGGAAGCGUCUAAAAACGGAAGCAACUGCGGCAGUCGACAGUGAAAGGUGAAAAUAAAGCAUUUAGUUGUUUGAAAGUCACAAUGUAUCACAUUGUCAAAAUACUUUUGCAGUCCCGAUAAUAACGAACACACCCCACAAAUCGACGGAACAAUACAGUUAACAGUGCAAAUUUCUGUUGCUGAACAUAUGCAAUGCAAUGCUGUUAAUAAGUAAUUGAAAUAUAUUUUUUCGUAUUUAGUAUUUAAUAUAAAUUUGAAACGAAUUUACAAUUACCAACAUAGCCAAUGGUCGUUAUCCGAAGCUUAAACUCUUUUGGAUAUAUUGUAUAGCAGCAAUAUUGAAGGCAACGCAAUAAUAGUCCGCACUUUUACUAAGUUGCAUUCAAAGUAAAAUUGAACUAAAAUUGCAAUAGUAUGGCUUCGCCACCGGAAAGUCCUAUCGAAGAGGUAGUCUACGAAUUAGAACACACAAGAGUGCCUAAGCCAAUUCCAGUAGCACUGGAAGAUUUAUGCAGACAAACAAAAUUUACGAAACAGGAAAUACGCGUGAUGUACCGAGGCUUCAAAACUGAAUGUCCUGAGGGUGUAGUACAUGAAGAUGGAUUUAAGGAUAUUUACGCCAAAUUCUUUCCACAUGGCAACUCUAGUCUAUAUGCUCAUUAUGUGUUCAAAGCAUUUGAUGUUAAUUCUAAUGGCGCUAUUAGUUUUCGGGAUUUACUAGUUACCUUGUCUACGCUGCUAAGAGGUUCAGUGUAUGAACGAUUGCGAUGGACUUUUAAAUUAUAUGAUCUCAAUGGUGAUGGACGCAUAAGUCGUGGCGAGUUAGGAGAAAUCGUUAUGGCAAUACACGAAUUAAUGGGCCGAAGGCCACAUCAACCAGAAGAUGAUAGAAAAGCAAGAGAUCAGGUUGAUCGAGUUUUUCGAAAACUUGAUUUAAACCAGGACGGUAUUAUAACAAUUGAAGAAUUUUUAGAAGCAUGCCUUAAGGAUGACCUCGUUACCAGAUCAUUACAAAUGUUUGAUAAUGACCUUUGAUGACCCGCAAAUGAGCAAGAAAUACGUAAUACUAAUAGAAACGUAAUAUCGCUAAUAGAUCUCUAAAUUGUUAUA